AUGACUCAGGAACAAACCACUGUUCGUCAGGUUGACGAUACAAUCCCCUUGGUCGGAUCCAAGAGGACCGAGUUUGAAUUCGGAGAUUUUGACCACAAAGACAUUCCUUUUGAGAAGGAGACAUACCCCGUCAUCGUCAUUGGAUCUAGCAUGGUCGGCAUGACCCUCGGUGUUCUCCUCGGCUAUCAUGGCGUCAAGAGUCUGUCUCUGGAUCGUCAUCCCUCUACAGCGAUUCACCCCAGGGCAGCUCUGUUCCUUCUUCGCACAGUCGAAAUCUUCCGCCAACUUGGGUUGGAGGAGCAUUUGCUGGAGAACAGCGCCCUCAACUUUGACCUUGAUGCCGGUAUGGUUAUCAUUGAGAAACUUGUCGGCGGCAAAGUCUUGCAUAGAAUGCAGGAGAGUGACCCCAACGAAGUUGCCAAGGUCUCGCCCAGCAAGCGUCUCUGGCUGACUCAGAACAUGUUUGAGCCACUUCUCCGUGAGAGCGCAAAGACCUUUGGCGCAGUCCAGGAAUUCAGCGAGACUGUGGUUCACUACGAGGAGAGCGACGACGAUGUCGUUGUUGUAGUCCAGAACGUGGCGACCAAGAAGUACAGAAAGUUCAAGACGAGCUACCUCGUCUCCUGCGACGGCAACCGAAGCGCAACCAGGAAGAAGGAGGGCAUCAAGUGGGAUGGCCCCGGUCUUCUUGGCCAGAGCAUCUCCAUCAACUUCAAGGCGGACCUGACCUCAUACCUCGGUACUCGCGCCAAACACGGAGUCACUUAUAUUGCCAACCCUAAGAUUGACGCCGGCUUCCGACUGGAAAACAACGGCAAAGCAGGGUUCAUGAUUGUUACCCGUGCUGGCGAGAAGCGCGGCUUUCCCCCGGACUCGGUCAGCGAGAGUGACGCUCGCCAAUAUUUCCGCGACGCCUCGGGCAUCGAGGAUGACAUCGAUGUUACCGUCGACUCCAUUUCGUACUGGUCUGUUGCAGGAUUCAACUCGGACCGAUUCACGAGCAAGGGCGGCCGUGUCUUUAUUGCUGGAGACGCUGCGCACGUCGUGCCACCCACAGGAGGCAUGGGCGGAAACCUCGGUAUUCAGGAUGUGCACAACCUUGCUUGGAAGCUCGCUUUUGUUCUCAGUGGCAGAGCUGCUCCCUCCUUGCUCAACACGUACACGACAGAGAGGCAGCCCGUUGUUGCCGCCACAGUUCGCCAGGCAUACUCCCGACUACAGACGCGUGUUAUGCGUAAGACUCCCGACGAGCCUGAGCUUCCUGACAUUACGUGUGAAAUUGGCUACCGCUAUCCUGUCGGGGCUAGCAUCCCGGCUGAAGGAUACCAGGAUACGAACCUGAUUUGGGAAGAUCCCUACAACCCUCACGUCAAUGCGGGUUCUAGAUUCCCGCAUGUGGAUGUUAUCGAUGCUGAAGGCAAGCACCGGUCCUCUCUUGAAUUGAUUAGCACGAACUUUCUUCUAUUUGCCACCGAUGCUUCAUCCUUAUGGAUCCAGGCUGCCAAGGGUUUAGACUUGAAGGUAGAUACCUUUACUCUCAACAAGUCUUCCACUCCGUAUAAAGAUCCUGAGGAGAAGCUCAAAAACUUUGGCAAGGUUGGAGAAGGCCAGGCACUUCUUAUUCGUCCUGAUGGUUUCAUUGCAUGGAAGGCUGAAAAGAUGGAAAGUGGGCAUCAGAAAACCUUGAAAGAUGCUCUGCACAAGAUCUUAGGAUAG
Molecule: messenger RNA, 1716 nt
Organism: Ilyonectria robusta
Lineage: Eukaryota; Fungi; Ascomycota; Sordariomycetes; Hypocreales; Nectriaceae
Product: FAD binding domain-containing protein
Exons: 3
Coding region: 1-1716 (571 amino acids)
Molecular function (GO): FAD binding
Source: RefSeq, a predicted model, not a curated record